GCAGCCGCCCCCGGCCCCCAGCCCCGACCCCGGCCCCGGGGAGGCGGCGGCGGGAGGCGGCGGGAGGCGGCGGGCCCGGCUGCGGGAGCGGUGCGGCGGCGAUGACUCAAGCCCGCCCGGCCCGCUCUGCCCCCUCCGCUCCCCCCGCCGGGGAGCGCUAUUAAAAGCUGCUGACGUAGGAGCGGACGGCCAUCUUUGAUGAGGGCACGGCUCCCGAUCCAUUGAAGAAGGAGACCCGCGGAGGUCAGCAGCCUCCCGUCCUCGCCUCCCAUCCAGCUGCGGCACCGAGCCACCGACCCCGCCGCGCCGCGCUCCGCCAGCCCAGGCUCACAGACCAGCUGAGUGCAAAUCCUGAUCCGCAGCGUCCCCACACACCCCCACAGCUAAAAUGGCGGAAGACGCGGAUAUGCGCAAUGAGUUGGAAGAAAUGCAGCGGCGUGCCGACCAGCUCGCUGAUGAAUCCCUUGAGAGCACCCGUCGAAUGCUGCAGCUUGUUGAAGAGAGUAAAGAUGCUGGUAUCAGGACUUUGGUUAUGUUGGAUGAGCAAGGAGAACAACUCGAUCGUGUUGAAGAAGGCAUGAACCAUAUCAACCAAGACAUGAAGGAGGCCGAGAAAAAUUUAAAAGAUUUAGGGAAAUGCUGUGGCCUUUUCAUAUGUCCUUGUAACAAGCUUAAAUCAAGCGAUGCUUACAAAAAGGCCUGGGGCAAUAAUCAGGAUGGUGUUGUAGCCAGCCAGCCUGCACGUGUCGUAGAUGAACGGGAGCAGAUGGCCAUCAGUGGUGGCUUUAUCCGCAGGGUAACAAACGAUGCCCGGGAAAAUGAAAUGGAUGAGAACCUGGAGCAGGUCAGCGGCAUCAUUGGCAACUUACGUCACAUGGCCUUGGACAUGGGCAACGAGAUCGACACACAGAACCGCCAGAUUGACAGGAUCAUGGAGAAGGCUGAUUCCAACAAAACCAGGAUUGAUGAAGCCAACCAGCGUGCAACAAAGAUGCUGGGCAGUGGUUAAAUGCAGAGAAGUGCAUUUCCUUUUAAUGCUGUCCAGCAGGGCAGCACCUUCAUGCUUUUAUCAUGGUAUUUAUCUACUAGGUUUGCACACAUGCACAUAUCGGCCCCAUUGUAAAUGUUGUCCUGUGUAGUUUGUCAGCUUCCCAAAAAUGAUACUUGUAAUUAUUUUUUUCUAGAUAUCUUUCUUUCCAAAGGUUGUACAUAGUGCUGAUUUGAUGGCUAUAGCUCACUAUUGAUGUUUUUUGGGGUUUUUCCUUUCCUUUCCUUGUUUCUGUUUUGGAUUCCUUUCCUUUUAUUUCCUUCUCAUUUUUUUUUAAUGAUGUUUGCUGAAUGACAACACUGUUGGAAUGCUAAACGUGCUGUUAACCUUUAAAUAUACAGUAUUGUUCUUGUAAAACUGUGACAUUCCACAGAGCUACUGCCAUGCUCCUGUCUUUGGGUAUCAUGAUGUUUAAGCACUUAAACCUGCUGUCUUCAGUUCUUCAUUGCCAUUAUCUGUUGUUAUGAUUUCAUGAUUAGACAAUGUGGAAUUAUAUUACUAUAACAAGCAUUGCACUAAAAAGUGAUGUGAUUUAUGCAGUUAUGCAUGAGGAAUAAAUAGACUUUUAGACUCCUACUUAAACAAGAAUUUUCCCAUGGCAGUAGCACACCAACAAUGACAACAAAAGCAUGCUCAGUAUUCGGAACUCUUUUGGGACUAUGUUAUACCAGCAAGUUUGCAGUUGUGCCACUUUUUUCUUGUUGAUAUAUAUAUAGUUAUUAAUCAUGAACAUUUUUUUUAAUUAUGAAAAAAAGAGGGAUUUGGCACUCACCAUUUAGCCAUUGCCAGCAAAAUAAAAGCUUGGCUGAAAAUAUGUCAAAGACAAAAAGAAAUAAGUGUAAUAUAUUGGGUUUGUCUGCUGCUUUUGAAGACUAUCUUUUGGAGGAAACAACUACCAUAUGAAAUGGUGCAAAGAAAUGUAAUUUUUAUAAGGCUCUCUCUUACUAGUCGCUAUCCCCAUGUGGUUUGUUAUUGGUACAGUUCUCUGUUGCUUACCUAGAGCUAUGCACACCAAAUCGCUGAGAUGUUUAGUAGCUGACAAUUAAAAAUAACUAAAAAACCUAAAUGAAUGAACUCUAGAUAAACUGUGAGAUAAAUAUCAUUUACAGCAUGUAAUAUGAAAAUUCCUUAUGUCUCCUGUCAGUUUGUGAAGUGAUUGACAUUUUGUAGCUAGUUUAAAGAUUAUUAAAAAUUAUAGAUCUCAGAA
This is a messenger RNA of Passer domesticus (house sparrow), 2255 nucleotides long. It is a transcript of the gene SNAP25, whose product is annotated as synaptosome associated protein 25. The coding region runs from base 389 to 1009 and encodes 206 amino acids. NCBI's taxonomy places the organism in Eukaryota, Metazoa, Chordata, Aves, Passeriformes, Passeridae. The record is from RefSeq and is a predicted model, not a curated record. Gene Ontology annotation, biological process: synaptic vesicle priming; exocytosis; synaptic vesicle fusion to presynaptic active zone membrane. The transcript is spliced from 8 exons. Gene Ontology annotation, molecular function: SNAP receptor activity; voltage-gated potassium channel activity; syntaxin-1 binding. Gene Ontology annotation, cellular component: synaptobrevin 2-SNAP-25-syntaxin-1a-complexin I complex; plasma membrane.